Molecule: messenger RNA, 2851 nt
Organism: Ruditapes philippinarum (Manila clam)
Lineage: Eukaryota; Metazoa; Mollusca; Bivalvia; Venerida; Veneridae
Exons: 7
Coding region: 120-1787 (555 amino acids)
Biological process (GO): signal transduction
Molecular function (GO): protein binding
Source: RefSeq, a predicted model, not a curated record
UAUAUACUGAAAAGGCUACCAAAGGACAAAAUAAAAUGACUUCAGGUUCAUAUAAAAUAAUUAUGUUUCAAUUUGCAUGUACCAUGAAAGCUUUAUCAGUACUAUAGCCAUGCAAAGAUAUGGCGUUGGACUAUUUAGGGCCAAUCAUACUUGUUACUUGUCUGAACAACGUUUUUGGUGUAAGUAUACCAUGUGGUGAAACAUAUCUUGCUAAAAAUGGUCACCGGUGUUACCCAUGCAGUGCGGGAUAUUAUAAAGUUUCGGAUUGUGUGAUAGAUGGGGAACAGUCAAGAUGUAAACCUUGUGGGUACAGGGAAUAUAUGUCCACGUGUGAUAAUUCAACACAGUGUAAUCAAUGUGAUCUGUUCUGUCAUGGAGGACAGAUUAAAAUAAAAGCAUGCACAACAACCAGCAACCUAAAAUGCCAGUGCAAAGAUGGUUAUUAUUGGAAAAGGGGCCCACAUCGAAUUUGUACAAGACACAGCAAAUGCAUCCCCGGAGAAGGAUUAAAGACAAAAGGAACACCAUAUGAAGACACAAUGUGCGAGCAAUGCAAAAACGGCACAUCAUAUUCCAAUUUGACUUCAUAUAACGAAUGCAGGCCAUGCUCUGUCUGCAACAUAACGCAAAGAAGCUGUAACAAUAUCCAUGAUACUGUUUGUGGCAGCAAAGCGGGAGGGACGACGAACACUCCCGAAGAUGAUAGUGAUAAUUACUGGGUGACGGCAGUAGUAGUUGUUGGUGUUAUCUUCUUCUUCGUCGUCGUCGUCGUUGUUUUCUUCUGUAUCAAACACAGCCGAAAUCAGAACCAUGAUACUGGCAAUGGCAGAGCUCAGAAGUCAAGCACCUUUAGUAAUGGACGUGUAAACAUACCUCCAGAUAGCCAAUCCACCAAAAACUCGGACAAACGUAGUCCAGAUGUGACAGAUCGUCAACAAAACGGUUUCAACCAUCCAAUAGAUGUCAGAAAUGACACAAAUAAUAAGCCUAUGUCCAGUAAUGAACUACAAGAUGAAGGCGUAUCUAAAAACUCUAAAGAACUGGAAGGAAAACAAUCUCUGAAAAAUCAUGACAAGGACGACGAAUGCUGUAUUGAUAUGACAGGCAACAAUAUGUCAUAUAGUUCUGGCAAAGCUAAUGGAACUCUAUCCCACACGAGCAGAGAUGCUGGUGGUGUUCCUUCGAGACAUGUUCAACCAGUGACGUCAUCAUUGCAAAGUUAUAGAGAUAAGACAACAGAAACAAAUAGAACUGAUCAUAUCAAUACGGCGGAAACUGGGUGUACCAAUUCAUUGGGAGCUGUAACUUCAAUUCAGUCAGACGGUAAUGGACAAUCUUAUCAUGGGAACGGGACACUUUCAUCUGAUAAACGUUGUUUUGAAGUGUUUACCUUCAUGUCUAAACAAUUCACAUGGAACAAGUUUUUGAAGUUCUACAGGCGGCUUAUAGCGGACACAGAUAGCAAGACGUUAUCUAAUGUUGAAGCUGAUAUUGAGAACACUCGCCAAGAAUGGCACCAUGAUUUCAAAGAGGCAAUGUACAGACUAAUGAAUAACUGGAAACAGAGGAACCCUAAUGGCAUAAUGCAAAGUAUUGUUGAGGCAUUAGACAAAUGUGGAGAGAAGCUCAUGAGCGAAAAACUAAUGUCAUUUAUAAACAAUCUUACAAAAAUUGAUGAGGUUAAUAAUGCUUUAAAGAGUGAUAUUGUGCCAUACAUGGGUGAAAGAUAUGCUCGUGGUGAGCUUUCUACAUCUGUACAGACUGUAGACAAUGAAGGAAUUGUGUAAGGAUGUGUUCAGGAAACAAAUCAGUCCUGAAACGAAGAGUAAAAGCCACAUAAAAACUUAUAGACUUUGCAGUUCUACAUUUUCAGUAUAAUGUAUUCAGUGUACACUGUAUUUAAUUUUCGUUACAUCUGCUAAACUCCAACUGUAUCAAAAUGUAGUUCUUUCAAUUACUCCACAUAAUUAUACAAAUCAUAUGCAUAAUAUAUUCGGUUUUGAUCUCCAUAUAUAGAUACUGUGUGAUUAGGUAUGAUAGAUAUUGUAUAUUUCUUUUGUGUCAGUUUCCAUGCUUAAAGAAGUAUUAAGAGCCGCGCCAUAACAAAACCAACAUAAUGCGUCUGCGACCAGCAUGGAUCCAGACCAGCCUGCGCAUCCACGCAGUCUGAUCAGGAUCCUUGCAGUUCGCUAUAAGUGUCUCUACUUGUUAUAGUGUGUGUAAGCGAACAACAUGUAUCCUGAUCAGAAUGCAUGGAUGCGCAGGCUGGUCUGGAUCCAUGCUGGUCGCAAACGCAUUAUGUUGGUUUUGUCAUGGCGCGGCUCUUAUCAUUAUUAUAAGUAGUAGUAUUAGUAGUAUGUUGUGCUAAAGAGAAAUUUAAAAUUGUCACAUAUAUUUUUAAUCAUCAGCAACUUUGCUGUUGAAUUUUACCGUAAAAGCAUUAUAUAUUUCGUGUUCUUUCAACAUGCUCAAGCUUUGCUUGCCACCAUGUGUAAACUAUGUGUAAACCUGUAAAUUUAAAAUAUUGCUGCUGAACUUCAUAUCAAGUUUUUAUCCUUUGAUUAUUGAGUUCUCUUUAUCUGGUGCUAGUUGGCUUGAGAGAUAUUUCAUUUUUCUUUGUAUCUCUAGAACAGUAAGUUAGUUAAUUAUAUUAAUCUAAAUACAUGUAAUUGCUCCUUAUUUGAGGGGGGCCUUCCUCAGAAUGUUUAAUAUAAGAAUAAGGGCUUAGUGAGGCGACCUUUAAUGUUCUAUUUUGUUAAUUUUAUAGAUUUUCAUCGUAAUUUGUAAACGUAAUUAGGUUAACUUGAAUAUAUAAAUAUUUUAUAUCUAAAUGUCAUUAUUUUCUACAACA